Molecule: messenger RNA, 1432 nt
Organism: Amborella trichopoda
Lineage: Eukaryota; Viridiplantae; Streptophyta; Magnoliopsida; Amborellales; Amborellaceae
Source: RefSeq, a predicted model, not a curated record
GAGCGUUAAUAUUUUAACCCGCUUCUGGAGUGUUCCGCCGGAAGCGGGCGGCGUAUGGGGUGAGGAUUUGCUCGCAGCCCGUCUCCCUUCCUUUCUCUCUCUUCCAUUUUCUCUCUCUACACCUUUUCUCUGUGUAGAGCUUUCGUUUCGAAAACAGCACGGAAGCGAGCUGCCGUGUACGAGGAUGCAAAGAUGUAGGCUUUUAGGUUUGGGUUUGUUAUCUAAUUCGUCGACAUUACCAUUUUUCCGGCAGAAACCAGGCGCUGAACUUCACGGCAUAUGUUGAUUGAGAUUUGAGAAGUAAGGAAGUGGUCUCUAAAGUUUUUUUCCGGCUAAAAUGGCACCCCGAGGAGAGAAAGACAGUGAUUUUUAUGCAAUUUUAGGGUUGAAGAAGGAGUGCUCUGCUUCAGAUCUCAGAAAUGCGUACAAAAGGCUCGCACUUAGUAUAUGGAUUGCGCAGCGGUGGCAUCCAGAUAGGUGCUCUGCCUCAGGGAACACAAAGUUUGUGGAGGAAUGCAAGAAAAAGUUCCAGGCCAUUCAGCAGGCUUAUUCCGUGCUCUCGGAUGCAAAUAAGAGGUUUUUGUACGAUGUUGGAGCAUAUGGAAGUGACGAUGACGAUCAGGGAAUGGGUGAAUUUCUUGGGGAGAUGGCGGUAAUGAUGAGCCAGACAAAGCCCAGUGAAAAAGGGCCGGAGAGCUUUGAGGAUCUACAGAACUUGUUUCAGGAGAUGUUCGAAAGGGAUCUGGACAUGUUUAAGUCAUCGACCUCCCACAACAACAACAAUGAUAACAACAAUAAUAAUCAUAGGAGUAGUGACAAUAAUAAUUGUAGUAGUGUUCAUUGUUUUAGUAACACCAACAAGAGGAAUUGCUCGGAUAUGAAUGCCGGAGAAGCCUCGGAGGUCGGGCGCUUUGCUUUCUCAUGCUAUGCGACAGAGUUCCUGCACAAGCAAACUUUCUCCGUCGGGGCGGAUGAUGUGCGAUCGGAGUCGAGCAACAAGAGACGAAACGGGAGGAAACAGAAAUCCACCUCCUCUUCAAGGAAAAGUUGAAGCUCUGAAGAUAAUUGUUGAGAGAGAGAAUGGCAUGCCUUGGACACCAGGGAAAAGAGAGAGAGAGAGAGAGACAAGCGCGGGUUGGACAGCUUUUUUCGUCCUUGGGCGUCAGAAAUUAAUUUAAUGCUUAUUUUAUUGUGGAGAGAUGAAAAAGGAGGCCUACUGAUUUGAAGGACUGUCAAAAGAGAAAAGAUCCAAGCUAGGGCCGUUCCUGUAUUCGUCAUCAGCCUCCUUAUCAGAACGUUACCAAUUUCCCAGGAAUCCGUGAUUGGACACUGUCUAUUAUUGUAUUUCUUUGUUUAAUAAUUUAAUUGUACGGACUCGUGUCAUCUCCGCUUAGCGACUGGACAUUUAUGAGCAGAAAAGGCCGUUGCUUUC